GUUUGUAUGUGCUUGGUACAGUCAGUGGGCACUAUGGCGCUGGCCAGGCUUGGUAGAUGCUGUCGGUCGUUGGUUCGUGAACCCGUGAAAGGACUGCUUUGUGGGGUUGUACAGCCAGGUUCAAUUGAAGGCUGCGUAGGAGGUAAGACAAACUAAUCUCGUCGAUACAUACUUGUGUGAUGCACGGCUGGUCUGGUCAAACAGCCUGGUUUACUGUUAAAGAAGCUAAAUCAACAUAGCAACCUGUGAUGAACCCACACGCAUGUUGACACGCAUGUUGAUGCAGUACAGGGCAGUCGCAUGGGUUUAUGUUGUUACAGUAUGUUGGUCCUUUUCUUGUAUGAAUGGACUCGAAGUUUCUUGGAGUUUACAAGAGUCUGAAAAUGUGUUUUUCCGCAGCGAAAAGGCAUCUAUUAUCAGAAGAUAUAAUCAGACUUCAAGACUUCCAGAAAAGGAAACUGGAUGUACGUCAUCUCGCAGGUGAAGUACUCCCCUUCACUGGCUGGAAGCUACAGUUUAAUUUACUGUUUGAAUAUCCAUCUUAACCCAUAUAUAUAUAUAUUUACCUCAUUUUACAGAAGAUGGUUUUGAGAUGGUCAGCCAGAAGCUGCAAAAAAAUGAAGUGAUACUGAAAGACGAUCUGAAGCUUCUCCUUCACUUGUGCCAGUCUGCAGCUGACAUGGUCGUAGUCAAGGAUGCCAUGUAUAGGUAAGAUGAUGGUUUUGUGAAGCAAAAAGACAUGUAGACAUGUACAAAAUGUAGAACCAGCGGACCAGAAACAAGACCCAAAAACCUCACCUCCAUGUCCAAUCCAAUCCGCUUUAUUUAUAUAGCACAUUUAAAAAAAACAUUCAAGUCCACCAAAGUGCUGCACAAUAAAAUUAAAAGAACAGACAAUGCUGAAAACAUCAAGAUGAAAUAAAUAAAAGCAGGUAAAAAACAUUUAAAAUGAAAUGAAAUAAAAACACAAAAGCAUAAAAGAAAUAAAAGUGAUAAAAGGACCAUAAAGGACAUAAAAGGACAGAGAUCACACAACUCUCAUGCUGAGCUAAAAGCCAGGAAAUAAAAAUGAGUUCUAAGAUGUGAUUUAAAAGUAGAAAGAGUGGGGGAUGUUUUGGUCUCGAGUGGCAUUUUGUUCCACAAUUUGGGAGCCACAGCCGAGAGAGCUUGGUCGCCACGGGUCUUUAGACGAGUUUUUGGAACCAUGAGUUGGAGCAGAUCAGCGAACCUCAAGGAACGUGUGGGAGUGUAAACAUUUACGAUGUCAGUAAUGUUCUGUGGUGCUGAUCCAUUUUAAGAUUUAAAAACUAACAAUAAGAUUUUAAAAUGAAUUCUAAAAUGGACGGGAAGCCAAUGGAGGGGCGCCAGAACAGCGGUGCUGUGGUCAUGUUUUCAUUUACCUGUUAAAAAGUGAGCAGCAGCAUUUUGGACUAACUGUAAGCGUGUGAGGGAAGCCUGAUUAACACCGACGUACAGAGUGUUACAGUAGUCCAACUGUGUGGAAAUAAAAGCAUGAAUGUCUCGCUCAAAAUCAUUAAAAGAAAAAAAUGAUUCAAUCUUGGAUAAAAGCCUCAGAUGAUAAAAACUGGAUUUAACAACGGAGUUGAUUUUUUGAUCCAAUUUAAAAUCAUUGUCAACCUUUACACCAAGAUUUGAAACUGUGAGUUUAAAAAAAGGUACAAGAGGGUCCAGCUCCCUGAGAGGGGUCUCCUGGGCCCCACUGGAGCCAAAGAUGAUUAAUUCGGUUUUGUUUACAUUGACGUUUAAAAAGCUCAAGGCCAUGUGGCUGUCUUUAACGUGCACAUGCCCAAUUUUACAGUAAUUGUAAAGUUUCAAUUGCUUUUUUUUCUGUUUCUGACAUAAAUUUGCCCCAUUGCAUUGUGGUCUUGUUGUUUACAAAACUCAGAGUUGAUAUUGUCUUACUUAAAUGUAUAACUGUACACCAUAGUCUGAUGUGGAUCUCACCCUUGGGUAGACCAUUUCAGCUGGAGAAAUGCAGUGUUUUCUGAUUUUUUUUUUUUAGAUUCCUUAAUUUCGCAACCAGCUGUACUCUUUCUAUCCUAUAUCGGGGCUGUUUUUGCUAUCAUUGUAUGGCCAGGCACAGGUUAGACCUGUAGUAUCAUUUCAAAUACAUACCGUUGAAACCAGAAGUUUAUAUACGCUGUGCAAAGAGACACAUUACACUUUUUUUCUCACUGUCUGAAGUUAGAUCAGACUAAACCUCUCCUGUUUCAGGUCUGUUAGGAUUACCAAAAUUAUUUAACUGCUAAAUGUCACAAUAAUGAAAGAGAAUUUCUUAGAGAAUUUUAUAGUACUUACUUUGAGGUCAAAAGUUUACAUACACACAAAGUAAUAUAUCUUUAAACAGUGUGGGCAACCCCAGAUGAUGAUGUCAAGGCUUUUAAAGCUCCUGAUAGGUUAACUGACAACAUGUGAGUUAAUUGAAGGCACACCUGGGGAUGUAUUUAUGUAUAUCAAACACUCUGCUCUCUUGUUUUAAAUCAUGGGAAAGUCAAAAGAAAUCAGCCAAGAAAUCAGGGAGAGAAUCGUGGAGCUCCACAAGUCUGGUUCAUCCUUAGGAGCAAUUUCCAGAUGCUUGAAGGUGUCACGUUCAUCUGUGCAAACAAUUAUAUGCAAGUAUAAACAUCACAAAUUCUGGUUUCAACUGUACAUAAAGAAACUUUCUAGCAUCAUCUAGUCUGAUAGUCAAGUAUACCUUAAAAAGAACAACUUUAAACUAAAGGAAUAAAUGCCACUGUACUUGUAGGGGAAAGAGUGACGAAGAGACACUGAUUUUCCAGUAAAGAUUCAUUUUUUUUCGUUUUCAUUGGUAUUACUGGAUUACUUGUGUGGAGACCUCUGCUGGUUUAAUAUUAACCAUUAGAAAAACUUGUCAAAAAUGAAAACUAGAGGGAUUCGGCUAUGGAGAGGAGUUUAUCACUUAGACAGCAGCUUCCCUGGUGUCAACUGCAACUCAUCUUGUAAUCUACAUUCAGUGUUAAUUAUCCAAAUAUGUUGCACUUGCUGUGUUGUAUAUCACAAACAUUAGAUAAAGGGAAGUGACCCACUUAACUGAAGAGAACAAAUAUUCUUGAUAUGCUUUUUAUUGUCAUUGCUCAUUAACUGAAUCAUGUUUGAAUGAUCCUUGAAUUUUUGCUUCCAAGUUACCAUGCAGAGAACCAGAAUACACCUCAAGGAGAUUACAAUUUUGGUCCUAUCUUCAUGAGACAGUGUUAUGAGCUGGGUUUGGAGGACAUGGCUGCUUCUACUCUCACAGAUAAGGUAACACAUCCUUAAACCAUACAAAACUGUCACAAUUAGUAAAUGCCAGAAGAAGGGAAUAAAAGACAUGGCUGAUGCUGUUGUAGGCGUAAACCUAGACUGAUAACAUUUCUUCUUCUCCUGUUUGAACAGAACAUGAGAGGAUUCUUCAAAGAUACAACCUCCCAUAAUAUCGUCGUAGACAUGUUAUUCUCAAAAGGCUCUUAUGAAGGUACGUCACAGGUUAACCUCUCAAAGUUUAUUCCUGUAGAGUAAAGAAGCACAAUAUGAAUUUCAUGGUUCAAAUCGGACCAGGGAAGACAUGUAAAAGAUGGUUUUAUUAUUGAAAUUCUGCCGUACAUUUUAAGGUAUAAAUAAUCUCAAUAUCAUCUCAAUGAUUUAUCACACCGGGUUACUCAUUUUGUACACACUCUCACAUCCCCAAUAAUCAGUGCAAGUGCUCAGGGGUAUCGUAAGUUCCUCUUAAUUGAUAAAUGAAGACAGGGUGAAAGUAGGAGGAGAAAAGACCAAGCUACAUUUGAUUCAAAGAAGCCAUACAUGAUGAAGUGUCAAUUACAACACAAUAAAGAUUUAAAGCUCUUGUAGGGUUGUGUGUGUUGAUUUUUUUUCAAUCACAAUGACAAUUUUAAUGUCAUUUAGCACACACUUUUAUCCAAAGUGAUGUACGAAUCAUACACCAGUGGAGGACACACACUGGGAGCAAGGUAGGUUAAGUAGGUCAAGUACUUAGAUGCUGUUUGUAUUCACAGAAACACUGCACAGGUAUUUAUUUUCAUUGAUGAUGAAUUUUCUGUUGAACUGUGUGAGUCGUUUUGGCCCCUCUAUUGAUUGCAUUAAAAGGGGGCUAGGAUUAUGUUGUUUUGAACUUUGGUGCUAUGGAAAAGUUGUUUCUGAGACUUAUAUGUUGAUAAUGCCUUUCAUGAGCAUUGCAUUGACUUGGGUGCAACUUUCAAUUUCAAUUUUGACUUUCACAGAAGCCUUGAAGCUGUUAGGAGACAUGAAGAGCCGAGGAAUAUAUUUCACUAAAGAUACACUGACACUGGCAUUUGGCACCUGCUACAAACUGGUAAAAUGAAUUUCGCAGCAUGCAGAUAUUUUUGUUGCAGUCCUCAUGGUGUGUGUGAAAACAUAUCUUAGUUGUUCUCCUUUGCUGUUUCAUGUUGGACAGAACACACCGGAGUCGUAUAGGAUCUGUACAUCUGUGAUAGAGGAGCAGCAAAGCAAAAGCAGCCUCAUCCCCAGGCAGGCUUACUGCUUUGCUGUAGCACUAGCAAUCAACCAGGUAAGUCUGACCUCUUUCCUGUGUUUCUUUAACUCCUGAAACAGAUGUGGAUGAUAUUGCAAACCAUCCAUCUAACCAACCAACCAUCUGUUUCCUUUUUUGUCCCAGAAUGAUAUUGAAAAGGCAGAACAAUGGUUUUCUCAAAUAAUAAACACCGACAGCAAGUUAUGCCAGAAUUUGAAGGUAAAGCUGCAUCACUUUUAUGUGCUAAAAUAGACAGUAUUUAUUCAGUUCUUCUUGUUCAAUAAUGAACAGUUUUGCAAUUUGUGACUUAGGUGUUGUUGCUAAUAAAGGCUGGAGGAACGAAAAGUGCGCUGGCCAUGCUGUCUGAAGCCUUAUUGCCUAAAAUUCCAGCUUUUGUAAAGAAGACUGAAUUUUCUCUGGAGCUGGUGAGUGAGACUUUAAAGACUCAGAUGUAACUUAAACUCGGAAAAUUAAACAAAACUUGGAAUGGUUAUUAAGCUAGAGGUAUAGAAACUUAAUGUGUCUCCACUUAGUAACACUGCUUCAAAUAAUUUUUUUAAAUUGAAAAAAUUAUGAGAUUAUACUAUUAUACUUCAAAUACGAUAAAACAACCAUCAAACCUCUGUUGAAGAUUACCCCUUUUGUGUGUUUUCAGAUAGACAUGCUAAUACUGCAAAGUGAGGGCGUAAAAUUGAAGGGGCAAGUGGAGCAGAUAAAGACUCGGCUUGUGCAAGCCGGUCAGGUGACCCAGCAGACCCUCGAUGACAUGCUCUGCCACGCACCGUCAGGGAGGAGGAAACAGGGAUCAAUAACUAUGGAGAGGAGAAGAGGCAAAAAAAAUAAAUUUCCACGGUCCACUCUGCUGUCGGAGUGAUGGGAACUGAGCCAUUAAUAAGCUUGCUUCCACUUUAAGAUCUAACAAAUGCUGGACUUGACUUUGAUGAAUUGUUUCAUCUAAUCUCCUGAAACACAAUCAAAGUCCUUCCUUAUACAGAUUCGACUUGUGUCCCUUUUCCCAUGUAACAUCUGAUUAAAAGGCAGUUCAUGUUUCUGCUUCAGUAGAAAGCUGCUGAGAGGAACUCCCACAAGUAAUUCAAAGUAAACCAGUACAGAUUGUUUAGCUGUAAGUGUUGGGAAGAAUGUUUUUGUAUAGAAAUGUCAAGAAUUAUUAAAGUCACGCUGCUAAUUUAAUAAUGAUCAAAAUGUGUUUUGUUUUGCUUUGAUUCGAAAGCUGCUGGUGAAAUCUUAAAGCCUCAGAAUUUUAUAGCUGCUCUUUGCAGAUGAUGUGGUUCUGUUAGCGUCUCCAGGCUGUGACCUCCAGCAGGCAUUGGGGCAGCUUGCAGCUGAUUGCAA
Molecule: messenger RNA, 5881 nt
Organism: Xyrichtys novacula (pearly razorfish)
Lineage: Eukaryota; Metazoa; Chordata; Actinopteri; Labriformes; Labridae
Source: the annotation of a GenBank genome assembly